Messenger RNA from Dendroctonus ponderosae (mountain pine beetle), 6745 nucleotides. It is a transcript of the gene RhoGEF2, whose product is annotated as rho guanine nucleotide exchange factor 12. The record is from RefSeq and is a predicted model, not a curated record. Bases 257 to 5197 code for a protein of 1646 amino acids. The transcript has 33 exons. Gene Ontology annotation, molecular function: G protein-coupled receptor binding; guanyl-nucleotide exchange factor activity. Gene Ontology annotation, biological process: G protein-coupled receptor signaling pathway. NCBI's taxonomy places the organism in Eukaryota, Metazoa, Arthropoda, Insecta, Coleoptera, Curculionidae. Gene Ontology annotation, cellular component: cytoplasm.
AACUCGAUUUUCAUUUUCAAUAUGGCUGACAGGAGUGACACUUGUUGGACGGUAUUUUUUUUGGUUUUGUCACAAAACUAGAAACGAAAACAAUAAAAUUCUGUGCGAUUUGCCAUAAUUGCGUCGUGUUCGAAUGUGAAACCAGCCAGUGCAUGGGCUGAACAGUGCCUGAAACCGCUCGUUGUGUUGCAAAGUGAAAAUGUGUGAUACGUGAAAUAAUCAGCCUUUUGUACAAAUUUUAGUGUGUAGAGUGUAGAUGCCCAAUAUGAACAACAAUAAUUUCAAUUCGAGCUCGCCCAGGCCAACUUCUGGUAAUGGUAGUCCAGGCUCCUGGACCUCUCCGCUUUCCAGUCCUGUGGGAAUGGGCCGGCCCCCUUCCUUAAUGGAUCAUCCCCAUAGUCUUCCAAAUGCCGUCCGAGUGGUGGUUACUCGCGAUGCUGGCGGUUAUGGCAUGAAAGUAUCCGGCGAUAAUCCAGUCUAUGUGCAAAGUGUCAAAGAUGGUGGACCAGCUGAAAAGGCAGGAUUACAUGCAGGCGACAAAAUAAUUCAAGUGAACGGCACCAACGUUACGCAUUCAACCCACACCGAAGUAGUCGGUCUAAUCAAAGCCCAUGCUCAAGUGGUCCUCACAGUGCAGCCAAGGAUGCCUUUAGUGCGUAGCCCCAGUACCAGACCCGCAAGCCUCCCAUCGAGCACGAAAAUCACCGCCCCUCAGCCAGUCGAUAAUGAGAAGCAGCAUCAGCUGCAGCAGGAGAAGGAGCAGUACUAUCGGCUGAUGAUCGAAAAAGAGCAGCAUCAUUUGGAUAAGUUGCGCAGCGAAGUUGGAUCGAACGAAAAGAGGUACAUCGAGCUGGCCAAAGCGGAGAAAAACCUCAGAUGUCUCCAGGACAAUCUCACUAGGACGUUGACUGAGCAGCUGAGUCCAGAGUCGCAAUCCAAUCGUCCCAUUUCCUCGCCGAGCAAUCUGGGAUCUCCGAUCAAAAGGUCGGAGUCGGACGAUCCGCCGCCCAUCCCCAAGCGCUACAAACACCACGACAUCAACUCACUGUUCCUUUCCAACGAAAUCAACUCAAACUCACCUAAACGAGAGAACGUGUCUGGUGAUGUUCCUCCCCCGUUACCACCUCGUACUUACCCACCUUACAACACGCACACAGACGACGCAUCAGCGGCUAAUUCAAUCGAUAAGCAAAUGUCAUACCCUUUAGUGGCCACUUGCACUUCUUUGCAUAGUGACUACUUGUCGCAGGGUGGGAAGCAUCACCGCACCAAGUCUAAUCCAGAUUGUCUGACUAAUGACGGGAGUGGAGAGCAGCGACAUCCAGCCACUCCGCCUGGGACCCCGCCGCCUCCUUAUCCCAGUCCAGACUCUGCUAGAAGGUUUCACAUGCUGGGCGGCGACUCUUUUGAUGGCUCCUUCAGUUUCCCGAACAACGACGCGUUCGCACAGGAGCGUUCAGUGUCGCAGAACUCACAUGCCAGGCCGACGAAUUCGCGCACAGCCCAACAGGCGAUAAUCAGCAUGGAAGACGACGAUAUUUCCGAUCUAGAAAUCGACCAAGUGGAAGAUCACGGGUACUUCAAGUCGUUGUCGCGACUGUGGGAGCAUUUGCCCCAUCUGGCCGUAUUCAUGAACUACAUUCUGUCCAACUCCGAUCCGAACAGUUUGCUUUUCUACCUUCUCACCGACCUCUACAAGGAAGGCAAUGCCAAAGAAAUGCGAAAGUGGGCUUUCGAAAUCCAUUCCUGCUUCCUGGUGCCAGGAGCGCCGCUGAGGUUAAACAAUGUGGACGAGAACAUAGCGAGAGAAAUCGACGAUAACUUAACCAAACAGUACGACAAGGAGGAAAUAAUGCGCAAGAUUUUUUGGAAAGCGCGCCAAAGAGCGAAGGAGGAGCUCACACGGCAACUGGCCGAUUUUCAGCAGAAAAGGACGGCCGGUUUGGGAACAAUGUACGGGCCCACCGAUCAAGAACUGAUGGAUCACUACAACGACAAAGCCAAAGAAACCAAACUGUACGAGAGCCUGCUGUUGCCCAAAGUGGAUCCGUACUUGGAGGACAUGGAGAAGUUUGAGCCUCAAAAGUACUACAUGGGAGCGGCUUUGUUCACCAUCCUAACCAGGGUGUUUCGGGUGCGGCCUCAAAACUUUGAUCUGGACAAAGUGCCGACGUUCGUGAACAAAGAGCGCUCCUUCAAAGCCAAACUGAUUGGCAAAUACUCCAGAAAGUCGAGUCGUCAUUUGAGCCAUCAGUUCGUCGAUCAGCAGUACUUUACUGUGAUGGCGUGCAACUUAUGCCAUCAGAUUAUCUACGGAAUUAGUCCCCAAGGAUAUCAGUGCACAGCGUGUUUGAUCAAUCUACAUCGUUCCUGUGUUAAACUUUAUGACGACUCCUGUCCCGGCCCAAUCAGAGGCAAGGAGCGAGGCAUCAGGAAGCUGAUUGGGAUGCGUCACGACAUGAGCGAGCAAAUCAGGCACAGGAAGGCAUCCCAGCUCACUCAAAUGGAACGGGAGAAAAGGCAAAUGGAGGAAAAAGACUGCAUCAACGAGAUCAUAGAGACCGGUAAGUUUUCCCAAAGUAUUUACUCGCUAGGACGAGCAGGUGAAUCGAAAGUGUCGCAGCCUGUAUCGAGGACUGGAUCGGAUCGGCGGCCGGACGCCGUUCGUGAAGAAGGUGCCCGGCCUGCCGAAGACUCAAACAGCCAUCAGCAAGCCGAUGGAUCUCUAAACCACACGGAAACCAGUGUGGAGAAAAAGGAGUCGAUGUCGCAAGACAAUUCUGCCAGCUCACAGGCGGGCGCCAAGCGGCGGGCUGGGGGCCACAUUAACCGAUCUGAGAGCGUGAAGGAGCAGUCUGAAAAGAUCAGAAAGCAGCAGCGCAGGAACAUCAGCGAUCCCUCCCAUUCAACAAACACCAGCAGCUACGAUGUGGAAAACGAGAGGCAGGCCGAUUUAUCCAAAAACACCGACUCUGGCAGUUCGUCCAACUCCAGUAUAUCGGCCGUCAAUGGCAGGCUGUCGGAAAGUCCGUCCAAUAGCAUGGACGUGCACCAGGCCACGGUGCGCACUCAGUCUGACUCUGACUCCGAUAUGGAUGGGGAGGCUGAUCCUCUGAACUGGCAGGAAUUGGUGACUGACGAAGAACUAAAGAAACUAAACACGAGCGAAAAGAAGCGGCAGGAAGUAAUCAACGAAAUCUUCCUGACGGAGGCCUCCCAUGUGCGAAUGCUGAAAGUCCUGUACAAGCUGUUUUACAAAAAGCUGGUCUCCAGCCAGAUACUGAAGCCCGAUGAGAUCAAUCUAAUAUUUCCGAAUAUCAAAGAGCUGCUCGACGUCCACACGGAGAUCAACAAGGAGUUGCGUCGCAAGCGCAAAGAGGAUCCACUAGUCAGGCAAAUCGGCGACACGCUGCUGGCCACUUUCACCGGACCGCAGGGUGAGCAGCUUCAAAAGGCGGCAGCUUCUUUCUGUGAGCGUCAACAACUGGCCCUUGAAUUAAUCAAGAAGCGGCGGGAGCGAGACAAUAAGUUUGACUCGUUGCUGUGCGAGUGCGAGAAGAAACGCCAGUGUCGUCGUCUAGAGUUGCAAAGUAUUGUGCCAUAUGAAAUGCAGAGAAUCACCAGAUACCCUCUUCUGCUGGAGCGAUUGGUGGAGAGUGUCGAAGCAGCAGAGAAGACGUGUAGUGAAUACAAAGACGAAUUAGUUAAGCUGAGGGAAGCGCACCUUCACUCCAAGGCAAUCUUGGGGUUCGUGGAUGAGGCGGCCAAACUAGCCCACAACCGGCAUCGGCUCGAGGAAAUUCAACGACAUUUGGAUGUUUCUAAUUUCAAGAAUAGCGAUCAUCCUAUUGUGAACGAUUUUAGGAAUAUCGAUCUAACUAGGUAUAAGCUGAUACUAGAGGGUGGCCUUCAACUUAGACGGCCUAAUAAAGCGAACGUGCACGUGCACGUUCUCCUGAUGGAGGAAAUGGUGGUGAUAUUUCAAAAGGAAAGCGAAAAAUUCAUUUUGAAAUUCUUCCAGUCGGGCUCGUCCACCCCAAUGGCUCCAUUGAGCCCCAUCAUCAAAAUGAACACACUUUUAGCCCGUGAAAAUGCUGUCUGUAAAAAUGCCCUUUUCCUCGUAAAUACCUCAACCACCAGCAGUCAGAUGUACGAUCUUCAAGCGGAAGACGAAUCGAAGCGGGAAACAUGGCUGAAGCACUUUACGGAUGCAGCAGCAGCAUACAACCGACGAGAGGAUAAAAUCACCAGAACAACGGGCAGCAUUAGCAUUACACAGCCCGUAACCGAUUCUGAUUCGGAAUCGAUUCUUCGGGAGGCAUCCAGGGAACCGGAACCCGUUGUUGAAUCCGCAGACCGACUUUCGUCCUCUUUCACAACUGCGGAGAAAGAGGACGCAAACCAACCUGCAGAAACUGCCGCAGGAGAGGAUGAUGCUGUGAGUGUUGAGGAUCCUCAAGCAGGCGGCGAUCACACUCCAGGUAUUAAAGAGUCGGAUGUGACGAGUGGUGGUGGUGGUAUUCACGUAACGACGAAAGUGAGCGCUGAAGAAUGGCCUUUGAUCCAACCUUCGCAAGUUAGCGUAGCGGUACCACCAGUGCAUACGGCAGAAUCGAAGCUUACACCCCUAGAGCAAAUCCGACGAAAAGAUGCACUAGUGAAACAAACGUUAGCCGAAAAGGACGAUCUGGUGGCUGAUUUACUUGCCAUUCCGCGGGAGGACUUUCAGCACAUCGCCGACAUGGCUUCGACUGCUUCAAGCAAUGCGGACAGCCACUCUUUGGAUAUAACCGAUCGGCUGCUGGCCACUGUCUUCCAGGUUGAUAUUCUUCAACGAGCAGUAAACGACGCCCUCAACAUAACGGAAGGUGAUGUGAUCGCUGCUAGGGGUGGCAAAGUGCCCAUUUGCGCCAGCCAAGAGGGCGCAACCGAAACCAGAUCUGUGAUUCCCAGUGUGCCUGCUGGAUUAGUUGGAGAAAUUGCCGCUUCUCUAAGCUCUCAGCUUACCACUCUAUUGAGUGAAAUCAAGCAUGUAGAAGAGGACCGUGAUCGGCUGCGCAAAGAACUGCAUAAAAUCAGGGAGCAGCUGCACGAAGAGCAUCAUCUACAUAGUCCUGUGCCAUUUGAAGAUGCAUUAGACCCUGAUGAAAGUGCCCAGGAGAUAUUUUGCGAAGCAAUAAGUGACGAUCCAAACUAAACGGUAAAUGCUUACCAAACAGGGCGAAGUCAAAACUGUAGGGUACCCAAAUGUAUAUUUUAAUCGGGCCUAUUAUUAUAGACGCUAUUUAUAUAUGAUACAUUGAUAAUAGUGACUGUUGUGGAAGGAAAACUACGAGUUUUGCUGCAAUUUGUGCAAUAUUAUUUGUACGGCAACCAUUCAUUGUUGAGUGGCGCCCAUCGAUGCCGAACUCUCGUUCGAAAAUUUAUUGUUGCACUCUGUACAACAUCUGAUUGUAUGUAUUGGAAGAAAAAAAGACAAAAAGUGGCUCGAUGGGACCGAACAUGAGCGAUAAGUAUGAUUUACAAUAGUUUUACUUUAGGUGUCGCAUUUAUAACAAGGAGAAAAAUCAAUUAAAAAGACCUGUUGCGGUUAGAGCUUAACUAAUUUCGUACUUACUUACUCAUCAAUGCUUUAUACACGUUUCGAUCAGGAUCGAAAAUAAUUUGUUUGCUCUUAUUUUCGGAAAGUUCAUUAGGUUUUUAAUAUUAUUUAGUCAAAAGUAACAUUGAAUUUAACUCUAUUUGUGCGGGGUAUUUGCCAAAAAAUCCACUGGCGACAAUAUGAAAUUUACGAAAAGCACUUUCAGCUGUUUAAUAGAGGGAAAACUCCAUUUUAGUCGGUGGAUUGAAGUUGGAAACACCCGGUACAUGAUUGGUUAUUAGUUUGCCAUAAAAUAGAGCGUGUUUUCAUGUUGAAAUUCCGAGUGUUACUGAUGAAAGCAAACCGAAUACGUUUGAGAUUGAACUCUUUUGAUCAUUCUUAGUUCGAGACAGUUUUGGUAUUGGAUUCUGUUAUUUUCAUUAAUUUAAUGCUAGUUCGACUACUUAAAAUCGCUGUUAUUCGGCGACUUUUUUCUUACUUAUGUGGAAGUGCUUUUAAUAGGCACUAAAGAUCCUAAUAGAAUCAAAUGCCAGGGUGUUCAAGUAAUUAUUACAAAAGCGUAGGUCCUUUUCUUCAUUAGUAACCAACCUGUCUUGUACAUGUGAAUGUAAAUAACCUUCAGUCGAUUAAGUUUGAAAAUCUGCAUUGGAUAGACGAAAAAAGUGCAAUAUUUACAAUAAAAUUAAUUCAUUAUGGAGGUUUCCACUCUAGAGACGAUUGAUUGUUUCAAGGUGUUUUGCAAUUUUUUUAACUGUCCAAUGUGUUUUUAUCGCGAUCUACCUGAACAUAGUAUUGUAUUUAUUGUUAUAGUGUAGCUUUUUAAUUUAGAUGUAUUUUUAUCGGUAAAUGAAGAAAAUGAGGAGAAUGGGUGCUACACAACCACUGACAAAGCCAGUGUACAUUUAGAGAAAAGUGCCUUUUUAACGAAGCAUCCAUUUGCUUUUACGUAAUAGCUUUAUCAAAUUAUGUGUAUUUUUUUAACCAAGGAAAGAUGCGGCAUUUAUGUAGAUUUUUAUUAUGUUAUUAAUUUUGUAUUUUUUUUAUUAGCCACAUCCAGCAAGCUAAUAAUUAGAACAAUUAUUGUUAUGUAUUUAUAUAAAAAGGUAACAGUCCUCUUAUUACGUAAUAAACCCUUUUAAACUA